GGAUUCUUAAAAGGCAGGGACCGCGGUCUGCGUGCGCUUCUUUUGAAGACAGAUUCUUUGGUUUCCAACUCAAACUCUCUCCCUCCCCCUUCCCUCGCUUCACUCUGUACACUUUCAAGGCUGGUUCCUUAAAGCGCAAACUACAUCCCCUUCCUAAACAUAUACAUUUCAUCGCAUUUCCAUUCCUCCUCCCCCCUUUACCCACUUCGAUAUGAUGUUGAGCAUUACCCGCCUUGUUGCCCUUACCCUCGCAGCUGUUGCCUGCUCCCUGGUGCGCGCAGCCCCCAUCAGCCAGCCAGCCUACUCGACGCUCCCCAUGAGGUCGUUUGAGCCGGUGACGACCACGUAUCACUCGGACUGGAUCUACGAUUCCACCACGCCGGUGCCAUCGGACACGACCAACUACGACACGGUGUCGAUUCCGCUGAGCAACUUUGAGACGCCGCCGGCCGGGUACACCACAUAUCCCGUGAGCUCAGCGACUCCGACGGCCUCUUCCUCGGUCGUGCCUUCGGACACGACCAACUACGACACGGUUUCGAUUCCACUGAGCAACUUUGAGACGCCGCCAGCCGGGUAUACCACGUAUCCGGUGAGCUCCUCUGCGGUUGCGUCCGAGGCUACAACCAACUACGGCACGGCUGUCCCCACUGCUACCUCCGCUCCGGUGGACCGUUGCCCGGCAAACUAGAGCAGCCUGCGUUCCUAGAUGCUGUUUUUGUUUUGAA
This is a messenger RNA of Linderina pennispora, 728 nucleotides long. RefSeq lists its product as uncharacterized. NCBI's taxonomy places the organism in Eukaryota, Fungi, Kickxellomycota, Kickxellomycetes, Kickxellales, Kickxellaceae. The transcript has a single exon. Bases 212 to 691 code for a protein of 159 amino acids. The record is from RefSeq and is a predicted model, not a curated record.